AUGAAGGGCAACCCGGGAUUUCGGCAACCCGGGAUUUCGGCAACCCGGGAUUUCUUUAACGCUUUUUCAAAAACUUAUAUCCGGCGAUCGUGUUAUACAGCGAACCUAGAUCCACGGAAUACUAUUAAGAUACUGGUGAAUAUCGUUAGGAUUACAAACAUAGAAGCCAGAAAGUCGGUCACUCUAUAUCAGGCGCGAUUCUUACCGACCGGGACACUGCAAACUAUAGUGCAACACUGUCCAAAUGUCACCGAAUUGGAGCUAAAUCUCAACGAAUGGAUCCGUCCGGACCACUUAGAGUAUUUACAAAAACGCUGUGCAGCAUUUGCUUCUCUUAUCAGCUCUCUUCCAAGUAGCCUUUGGGUGCUAGAUUUUGAGGGCGAGAGGGACGGCCCGUGGAAACCGUGCAUGUCUGCACUGAAUCUCAUCCCUUCCGGGAUCGACAGCUUGUCAGACAACUUACGAGAAUUUAGCACUCACCUUCGGGAAUUGAAGUUCAAAUGCACCCUCUCCCAUUUGGCUUCUUAUACCCUUAUGCCCUUUAGAUAG
This is a messenger RNA of Penicillium canescens, 549 nucleotides long. RefSeq lists its product as uncharacterized. The record is from RefSeq and is a predicted model, not a curated record. NCBI's taxonomy places the organism in Eukaryota, Fungi, Ascomycota, Eurotiomycetes, Eurotiales, Aspergillaceae. Bases 1 to 549 code for a protein of 182 amino acids. The transcript is spliced from 4 exons.